This is a messenger RNA of Clupea harengus (Atlantic herring), 1888 nucleotides long. Its product is annotated as C-type lectin domain family 10 member A-like. The transcript has 10 exons. The coding region runs from base 51 to 1061 and encodes 336 amino acids. NCBI's taxonomy places the organism in Eukaryota, Metazoa, Chordata, Actinopteri, Clupeiformes, Clupeidae. The record is from RefSeq and is a predicted model, not a curated record.
UGACACGUCUCUCAUUAGCGCACAUUAAUCAUUAUUAUACUGGUGUCAGAAUGGACCGUGUCAGGAAGGACUCCUCCGCUGAUUAUUCUCCUAAUACGAUUUGCUUGUCUGGCUCCAGACUCCCUGAGGCCACAGAUCCUCCGUGUGCCGGUGGCGGAGAAGGAGAAGUUUCCAAGUCCAGAAGGGUUACUCUGGCUCUUGGUAUCGGCCUCGGCCUGCUUUUCACCCUUAAGGCUCUUGCUGCAGUGAUACACCUCUAUACCAAUGAACAAGCAAAGCUUCAUCUGAUGGAAAAACUGCACAGGAAUCUGUCAGCAACCUUGAAUACCACCGAUACCAAUGAACAAGCAAAGCUUCAUCUGAUGGAAAAACUGCACAGGAAUCUGUCAGCAACCUUGAAUACCACCGAUUUAAUUGCAGGGGUAGAGGAACUGCUUGUCAAGCACAAACAUUUGUUGACCCUCCAGAUGUCUUCUGAUGAUACCAAUGAACAAGCAAAGCUUCAUCUGAUGGAAAAACUGCACAGGAAUCUGUCAGCAACCUUGAAUACCACCGAUUUAAUUGCAGGGGUAGAGGAACUGCUUGUCAAGCACAAACAUUUGUUGACCCUCCAGAUGUCUUCUGAUGCCACCUCUGGUUGUAGGGUCUGUCCUGAUGGGUGGGCUCACAACAGUGGGAAGUGCUACCUCUUCUCCUCCACUAGGAAGACCUGGAGUCAGAGUCGAGAUCACUGCAUCACAUUAGGGGGGCAUCUGGCCAUUGUGAACAGUCAAGAGGAACAGAAUUUUCUAUCCCAAAGUGCCAUUGAGGUUUUCUACUGGAUGGGACUGAGUGAUCUGGAGACAGAGGGACAGUGGAUUUGGGUGGACAGCACACCUCUCAGUGAGACUGGAGCCGUAUUCUGGGGUAAAAGGUCUGAUGGACAGGAUGAACCAGAUAACUGGAAGGAGGAAGACCCUUCUGGGGAGAACUGUGCCCUUUUCACCAAAUUUGGAUACUGGCUUGACAACUCCUGCAAGAAGCGGCAUACAUUUGUUUGCGAGACAGUAGCCACCGAUUAGACUGGAUUAGAUUGAAUAUUCAGCUGCUAGAUAUGGAGGCUUUUAAAAAAAAUUCUUCAUUAAAUUUAAAUUUUGUUAUUGCUUCACUAUGGUUGUAGGAACCACUUUCCAGACCAACAAAGGUUUAUGUGUGUUCUUCUUUCUGUGCUUUGCUGAAAUGCAAUAUUUUAUUAAAGGACCCUAUCUUGAUGAAUGGAAUUAAUCCGACUCCACUCAAUAUAGGAACUCAGCCUUAGUCCCUGUUCUUUUAAUGCUAUUUCUUGAAAUAUAUCUGAGUUCUUGGCCAGGACUAUUUUUUACAACAUUUUUUCCUUCAUUCAAUAUAGAUCAUAGAUUGUUUAUUUAGGUUUAUCUGUCACCCAUAACGACAUUGCAGUUGCCGAUGGUGAUUGGUGAUUUUGCACCUUUGACCAAAGCCCACACACAUGAGGUUGCACUGGGUUAAGAUCGGAUCAUUUAAUUUAGAAAAAAACUGGACUGCAUGAGUGAUAGAGAAAUUUAAUGAGCACAUUGUUAUUGUAUUUUAAUCUGCUUGCUUAUCCUGUGUGCUGAGGCCUACAGGAGGCCUACCCUCUUGCAUGAGCAGACCACCUGUUUUUGUACUGAUAGUCAUGCAUACCGCUCUUCUCUCAAGGACAUAUUCUGAGAUCACUGCUGUAACUUCUGUAGCGAUGGGAUGGGAGAAUACUGCCCUUUGUUUGUCAUGAAACCUGUUUUUUAUGCUCACAUAUAGGCUGGCUGCGUCCAGCUUUUCUUUGGAGUUUGUUCAUGAUAUUUGGUUGUGACACUCUCCCUCUUUUGCAAAAGAUAAAGCGCUGAAAUUCUGA